Molecule: messenger RNA, 788 nt
Organism: Ceratitis capitata (Mediterranean fruit fly)
Lineage: Eukaryota; Metazoa; Arthropoda; Insecta; Diptera; Tephritidae
Product: matrix-remodeling-associated protein 7
Exons: 3
Coding region: 125-574 (149 amino acids)
Source: RefSeq, a predicted model, not a curated record
GACAACUAUUCGCUUUUGUUUGUUUACUUUUACGGGAGUAUAUAUUUUUAGAGGUGACAAUUGAUUUUAAAUAAAAAGAAGAAGUAUAAAAAUUGAUUGUACGCAUUCGAAUGCCGUGCACAAAAUGAGUGGAAUUCUAGCCAUCACAGAUAUUUUUGAAUCAUUCGAUAAUGUCUAUCUACUGAGCACUGUCACCAUGCUAGCUGCUGUAUUACUGGCAUUUUACAUUUCUAAUGUGGUGAAGGACAUUGGGAUGAGUAGUACUCCGGCCGAGCAAAAAGUGGAAAACCAAUCUAAUACAACAACAGUUGAUGAAACACUAUAUGAUACAAGUGGCGAUGAAGAAUUCGACACCGACAAUCCCUUGGGUGAUGGUUUGGUGGGUAAAAUGAAAUCAGCGCGUCUCAAAGAGUUGGAGGCGCAAUUGACGCACGAUCAAUUGGAGGAAGAACGUCGAAUUGAACGGGAACAACUGGCCGCUAUUUUUGAGCUCUUAAAGAAGCAAGAGGCCGAUUUAAAUGUGAAAGAAAUUGAUGAGCGUGAAUUGGUUGCCCAGCUAAAUCUGUAUCGUUGAAUGUGCGUAAUGAGAAACUGGAAAUUAAAUGCUUUAAGAAGCUCCACUGCAUAAAGUGUCUGCAGCAAUAAAUAUAUUUAAGUGAAAUGUUCGUGUGUCUAGUCUAGAAAUCGUUCCAAACAUUGUGUACAUUUUUGGCAAAUUUCAAGGUCAAGUUAUUUAGAUGUUCAGUUUAAGUAAAUAAAACAAAAAAAGGCAUAUUUAUUUAUAUAAA